AUGACCACCAUAGCCAAACGUCUGGUAUUGGGAAAGGCUGCCGAAAGAUUCAACAAACCUUCUGUGGUUGCAACCGAUGCCGAGAUAAAGGCAGCUAUUGAAGAGGCAGCUCACUCAAAAAGAAGGCACUGGUGGCAAUCCAAAGCCACUCCAGACAUAAUUCUCAACGAGAGAGACAGAAAUGUCUUGAGAAGCGUGAAGAGAAAGGCUGUUUAUCUUGACAAAGGGUUUGACUGUUGUUGUUGUCAGAUUGGACUGGAUCCAAUUGUUGGUUUGAUUCCUGUGGUUGGAGACAUGAUUAGUAUGAUCAUGGCACUGCAAAUUAUACGGAUAGCCUCAAGAGCAGAUCUUCCACGGAGCCUAUUGCUCCAGAUGCUGGGAAAUGUGAUGAUGGACUUUUUGGUUGGUUUGACUCCUGUGGCAGGCGAUAUUCUUGAUGUUUUGUUCAAAUGCAACUGGAGAAAUGCUCAACUGUUGGAAGAAUACUUGAUGGUCAGGCGAAGGGAUGAGAUUAGAGCUGAGAAAGGAUUAUUGGUUCAUGCAGAUAACGACUCUGCCCGAUCUUAUGCACAGGUUGCAGCAGCAGCACCGCCACCACCAAAACAAUCAUCAUCAACAUCAACAUCAACAUCAGCACCGGCUAAUCAAUCUCAUGGCAUUCAAACACAUUUGAAACAUACACAACCACAUACACAAUCAACAACAGCGGAUUCUGUUGCGAUUGCUAUUCCACCGGAACAGCCUCAAAAGAAGCAGUAUGGUACAUUCUUUACUUGGCUGCGUUCUUCAGAUACCUCUUCAUAAUAAAAGCAUCAAUAAUAACAUGAUCUGAACAAACAAGAAAAAAAAAAGAGUUUGUUUCAAAAACUAUCAAAUAUAUAUCUCUUAUAAUCAAACUUGCGUUGUACUUUUGUGCCUUUGUACCAUGUACCGUGUACUUUCUUAUAAUUUCUUAUUAUUAUUAUUAUUUUUUAUUAAUAUACUUCUUUUUGAUAC
Phycomyces blakesleeanus NRRL 1555(-) is the source of this 996-nucleotide messenger RNA. RefSeq lists its product as hypothetical. Lineage: Eukaryota; Fungi; Mucoromycota; Mucoromycetes; Mucorales; Phycomycetaceae. The transcript has 3 exons. Bases 1 to 804 code for a protein of 267 amino acids. The record is from RefSeq and is a predicted model, not a curated record.